This is a messenger RNA of Lentinula edodes (shiitake mushroom), 1280 nucleotides long. RefSeq lists its product as uncharacterized. The transcript has 6 exons. The record is from RefSeq and is a predicted model, not a curated record. The coding region runs from base 99 to 1019 and encodes 306 amino acids. NCBI's taxonomy places the organism in Eukaryota, Fungi, Basidiomycota, Agaricomycetes, Agaricales, Omphalotaceae.
AGAAUUUUCGCUCCGACCUCUGAGGGGACAAAGGGAACACGCGGUUGUGUAGAAGCACCCACAACAUUUUCACCAAUCUCGAACUUUUCUCUCACUAAAUGGGUCCUUCAGCUCGUGGAAAACGAGUUGAAAAUGUGCUGGAUAGUCUUCCUGAACCUCUGUGGUCUGAAGACUUUGCUGUACUACUUGGCUUCAAAAAGAGUGCGCUAGGCCCAAGGAAAGAUGUUUCACAAGGCGACGAGCUUGUCCGAAAGACCAUGUUAGAACUAUAUUUCGACCGCAACUCCAAAGAACACGAGAUUCAGCAGGACCUGAUAUGGUCGCGAUUUUGCGCGUUGUACCUUCCUGCUCUAGUGGAUCGCUUUCUUGAUCCAUGGACUGCCACGGAUGGUAGUUAUAUCGAGAAGGAUGCAAGCGCGAGGGAGGAUUACCAACUCUUCAAUCCGUGGCUCAGGAUGCUGGUCAUGGUUCAACACAACCCAUAUCUCGGCAAAUAUUUGCGGUCUAGAAAGCCUGUCUCAUCAGGGAAUCAACAUCUUACUCGUGUCUUAGGCCAACGACUAUCACAUGUUGCUGCGCGUUGGGAUCGGGAGAUUCGAAAACCGGCAAGUGACCACCAGGAAUACUACAAAGGUGCUGCUGCAGAUGUGGUCCAAUUACUCAGUACGCUCUUGACAACAUUCGUGAGUUCUCGAGAUUCGGAUAAAAUCUUGCCUGCGGAUACCAGGAAAAAGCUGCUUCCGUUCUUGAGCGGUUGGCGGGACUUGUUUUAUGAUCCCACAAUGGCACGAGGGGACGAACAGGUCUCACUUGGAGAUGUCCACCAAUACAUUUUGAAGGUAAAAAAGCAUCUUAAAGGCUGGGACCAGUGUGGCCUACCUACUUGUGCUGCAACAGGAGACAUGAAGGCUUGUGGAAGGUGUCACACUGUGAAAUAUUGUGGCUCUGAUCAUCAAACAUUACACUGGAAAUGGCUUUCGGGUCCGCACAAAGAGAUGUGCUUUAUGACCGAAUUUUAGAUCUACUGUCCUCAAUGUAUAUAAGAAAGUGAUCCAUGUCUUUGUUAAUCACCCAUAUUGAGUGGGAAUUAUGGCCAUAUCAUUUACGCGCCAAUGACCGUUGUGAUGUACAUCUGUGGUACACCACGACAGCUCUCAAUGGGACCGCGCCAGUUCUCCUCUGCCUCCUACCAAUCAUGUGAGGUAUAUAACCAUAUGUAUACUGUGUUCAUACUUUGGGGGUAUUCUCUAGCUUGAAUCGGUCAACAAAAGGAAAAAAAG